GUGGUGGAGCGGGAUGCCUUGGCGGAGAAGUGCGGCCAAGAUGGACUGCUUCGUUUGUCCUUCCAGCUACCCAGUGGUGUAUGGGUAGCCACAAGCAGCAUCAAUUUGGCUAAGAAGACUUAUGAGGUCAAAGAGGGUGAGCCUCCUCCACCGGUGGUGCUGAAGGAUUUCCUGAAGUUAAAGGCUCUGCGGCAAGAGAAUGGUGAGAAGCUGAAUUUCGACCUAUGCUUUGACAUCACCAGCGACCUCAGUGGCCUCCGUGCCCUGCAGAAGUGGCUAAACCGCGGCCUGCAGAUUAAGCUAUGGUACCUCCCCCCAAAGCCGCCCCCUACGCCCGAGACCGUUGCGGAGGCCGAGGCUUCCGCGGACGCCACGGCGGAGGCUCCGGAGGGUACAGAAGCUGGUGCUGAGGCAGAGCCUGGCGAAGGCUGCGCCGGACCUCCAGCUACUGAAGCUCCUGCGGACAUUGCCAUUUGCGUGGGCGGCUGCGUGGUGCCCUUGGCCAGCAUGUUCCAGCGGGCCUGUGACAAGGUGUCAGCAGAACAGCGGCCCUGCCCAGAGCCCUGGCAGCAUACGGCGGAGGCUGGUGUGGUGCCGAUGGCUCAGUGGCUUAACCCGGACAUCCAAGUCCCGAAGGUUAAGAAGGAGGACAGAGAGAAAGAGAGGCCUCUCUCCGGCAAUGCCCAGCUGGACUUAGCGGUCACACUCUACGGGAUGCCUUUGGAGGAUGUUGUGGAGUCUGAGGAGGAGGCCCCACCAGCCGCCAAGGCCAAGGCCAAAGCCAAAGGCAAGAAGUAG
Molecule: messenger RNA, 798 nt
Organism: Symbiodinium pilosum
Lineage: Eukaryota; Dinophyceae; Suessiales; Symbiodiniaceae
Source: the annotation of a GenBank genome assembly